Molecule: messenger RNA, 11867 nt
Organism: Porites evermanni
Lineage: Eukaryota; Metazoa; Cnidaria; Anthozoa; Scleractinia; Poritidae
Source: the annotation of a GenBank genome assembly
CAAGUGUCAAAAUGGCGGCAAGGGAAGAGGAAGAGAUGACAUCGAAAUGGCAAAAUCGUUUACCUGAUCACUCAGUUUUUAGAGAACUUCGCAACAAAGAGGAAGAUAAUAGCUUGCAAACAGCAGAAGAUGCUAAAGAGAGUAAAACGAAGAAUAUUUUUCUCGAGAAUGACGGUGAAUUAUUUGUGUGGAAUUCGGCUAAAAGCAGCUUGCUGACUGCAAACCUUAAGAACCUCCAUUUUGAUAAUGAACGCGCUGAUAAAUUCCAAGUAAAUGAACACUGUAUUUCUUAUUUCAUUGAUUGAUUGUUUGUUUGAUCGAUUGAUUGAUUUACUGACUGACUGAUUUGUUGACUGAUUGAUCGACUGAUUGAUUGACAGAUUGAUUGAUUGAUUGAUUGAUUGGUCUACUGAUUGAAUGAUUGGUUGAUUGAAUGAUUGAUUGACUAACUGAUUAAUUGAUUGGUAAAUUGAUUGACUGAUUUGCAAAGUGGCACUCUGAUCUUCUAGAAUUAAAAAAGCUGUAGUUUGGCUUUAAUAACUAAUGUAAAUAAUCAUUAGUGGUAGCAAAGUGAUAAGCUGACUGAAUGAUGCAUUGACUUCUUGAAAACAUUGAUUUUUGUCAACAGACCUUUGUUUGCACCGAAGCCCCUCUAUUUGACGUGGAUUCUAUGCUGUUCAGCCCAUCCUCCAAGUAUCUUGCUCUCAUAGGAGAAAGAGGAAUAGUAGUUCUUGAGAUGCCGAUUAGAUGGGGCAAGUUUGCUGAAUAUGAUGGUGGAGAACCAUCAGUUAUGUGCAGGUAAUCUUUACCUAGGACGAGCUCCAACAUCCUUAGGAGAAACUUCAUUAUUAUAAAUUGGAGGGGGCUAGGGUUUCCCUCUUUCUCCACUGCCCACUGCCCCUUCCCCCAUAAAUCUACAGACAUUGGUGGUCCCAGGAGCCAUCGGGUACCUUGAAUGAAUUGUCCAACCCAAGUGACUUUUGAUAAAUUUCUUGGUUCUCCCUGCAAAAAAAAAUGCCCUUUGCCACAAUGGAAGAAUUUGACCUGAGUUCAAAAGUCAGUCAGGGCCUUUUUUCAUGCAUACCAUCUAUGAGAGGUUUACUGUAGCUUAAGGAAAUUCCUUGGAAAUAUUCAAAUUUCAUUCCAUUGAAGCACUGUAUGUGAUACUGAUUAUUUUGUUAUUUUUAAAAAAUUACUAAUAAUGGUAAACAUGAACAGUCUGCACUGUUCAUUUCGGACAAUAAUAUUAUCAUUAAGAUACAUUGUACAGCAGAAAAUAAUUUAUUCAGAAAUAAUAAAAAAGACUCACCUACAAAUGAACUUAAUGGCUGUUUUCCUUUUAGCCUUUUCAUCACCAUUUUCUGUAAUAAUAAUUUUUCUCCUUUUUAGAACAAUUCCAGUUGAUGCAAGAUUCUUUGUUACUCACCAAAAGAUCAAAGUUCUUGAUGUUAAGUGGCACCCUGGAAGCCACACAGACGUUCACCUUAUGGUUCUUACAUCAGAUAAUAAUUUGAGGUAUUGUCCUUGGUGCUAAUGUUGAAGAUCAAAGUGAAAUUCAAGUUAAAAUGGUUUCAAUCAACAGUAGGUUUAUUUCCAGUUUCCUUUGUUUCUUACACCCUAAUUAUUUAUCAUCAGGAAUAAUUAGGGAUGGGAGACAAAGGAAAAUAAAAAUUGAGAAUCAAUGUAGGUUGAAAUCAUUUUAAUCUGAUUUUUGUUUACCUACAACACUUAUAUUUUCUUUAUGUUAAACCUUCAAAUCCAAUAUUACUUUUCUUCUCCUAAAACAUUUUCCAUUAAAACUAGUUAUGAGAAGUGGAAGUAUAAAUAUGAAAGUAUCUUAGCGGCCAUUCCAUUGUAGUGUUCCGGAACACACACCCAUACAUGUGUACCUCUUCCACUGAGUCUGUGUGGUUUGCUUCAAACACUCCAUUGCAGUCACAUUACUUUGCUUCCUAGCCUUAUAGUAAUUCAGGAUUAAUAAGGGCUCUGAGACAAUGGAAAUUGAGAGUCAACCUACAUGUAGGUUGAAAAAUGCAAACUCAACCUUUUGAAAAAUUAUUAUAACCUGAAUUUAAUAUCCUUUGUAAUUCACACUUGGCUCUCACAAUGAGAGGAACAAAACAAAAGAAAUGAAUUAUUAUAAUUUAUCACUGUAUCUCAAUGUAUUUUCUUUUGUUUAUACCCCUCAGCCUUGAAGCCAAGUAUGAAUUUUAAUACAUGUAAUUAUUUCAAAAGUGGCCUAUUUCAACCUAUAACAUAAUAAGUAAAAAAAAUUGAAAUAAAAUUAUUUAUCCAUACAUUUUCUUUGUUACUGUCCAUUUGUAUCAUAUACAGACUCUACAAUGUACUUAAACCAACUUCUCCAGAAGAACUAAUUCCAUUAGGAGAAUCUUCGUCAAUGACUGCAGAGUACAGCAGAAAGUCCAUGUCUGUUGGUUCAAUGUCAUCAUUUGCAGCAGCCCUUGGAGAAACUGCCAUUGCCUUUGAUUUUGCACCAGCUGUUAAUGUUGUUGAUUUGAAAGGAAGCUACAGAUCUAGUGAAACUGAUGCAGAAGUAGCCCAUCCUAUCUUUAUUCUGAGAGAAAAUGGAGACAUCUACUACCUUGUUCACAAAAUUUCCUCAAGCAGGUGUGUUGUCUUUGACUGACUGUUGUUUGACUCUCUCCCUGUUAGUCCCCUGGGGAACAUUAUUUUCUCAAAAGUCCCGGUUUGCAGUCAGUCAGGCCCAAAAUCAAAUAUUCAGAUAUUGAAAUAUAGGGAAUAAAUGUACAGGCCCUGGCUAGCAAACUUCCACAUUUUGUUUCAUAUUAACUGAUAGUUUUAUCAUGUUUGAUGCCAACCUAUUGAAACCUCUAUCUUGCAUGUAAACAACAACACCUUUGCGGGCCCGUUAAUGAUCAGGACUUUCGAGAAAGGCGCCCCAGGUGCCAGUUGUUCAAUAGGUGGAUGGCGCUAUCCACCAGAUGAAUCCCUCUCCAGCGGAUAGCACAAUAUUUGUUUUCCUAAUACUUAUCCACUGGAUAGUGAUUUAUCCAGUGGAUAGCCUAUUUUACCUUUUGAACAAUUGUGGCCUGACAUUAUUUUUAACUUUAAGUAGGUAAUAUUACUAAUGCAAUGUAAUGAACUUUGUAAUGUAUCAUGCGUGAUUUAAAUUCAACAAUUAUUUGAAACUACGGAACACUGAUGAUGUCAGAUGUACUGUCAAAACAUGUCUGGAAAAUUAAAGAAGGAUGUAUUGUUUCUGUGUCUGUGUUAAUCCUUUGAGUCCAAAGUAACCAAGAUCAAUUUUCUCCUUACAUUAGCAGUAAAUUAUCAAGAGAAAAGGUUAUCAGAGUUCAUAAAACGAUCAUCUAAGGGAAAAUGCUUAAUGAUCAGCCUUUUAUCAAAUUCUCUCAGCUUAAUCUUUUAGGCAAUGCAUGAAGAUCAAUAUGGAGAAUUUGUAUGUGAAUAUUAGGGCUUAAAGAGUUAUAAUUUGGCAACACAAAAUAGUUUAGGAAAUAUAAUAUUAUUUCCUUUCAGGCAUCAACUAGCACAGGUGAAUGGCCCAUUGUCUAUGUAUCCCGCGGCAGAUGAUAAUUACGGACUGGAUGCCUGCUCUCUGCUCUGUCUACAUUCCCAGCCUCCCAUUGUUGCCAUGGGAACAGGGAGUGGAAAAAUUUAUCACUGUAUUGUUCUAGAAUCAGAAGAGGCUUUCGACCCUGAAGAGGUUAGUUUUGAAAUGGCAGAUUCUUGGUCACUUUCUUAUUGGGCUUUGUUAUUGGUUUUUACACCAAAACAGCAUUGGGUGUCUUCUGUUUAGAGAAGAAGGUAAUAUGGUGCAAAAUUAGAAAAUAGAUGUGACUGUCUGAAGAGUUUUGUUUGAGGUUGUAGUUUUUGCUAGGCAAUCGCAACCUUUGUGCUGAGUUACACAGAAGUGUUUUUAAAACCCUAGGUUUUAGCCUGGCUGGCCGUAAGGGUUAGAAGGUUACAACUUUUGUUGUAAAUUGAAUUUGCUUUAGGAAAUUGCGUCUUGGAACAGACAUGGAGUUGACACAACUGAUGAUAGUCAUCCCAAGCUUUCUCUUUAUGUUAAUGAAUGCAUUGAGCUGCAGAUGUCUAUCUUGCCUGAUACAACAGAAUCUCAGUCAGAUAGGAGUUCUACUGAAGAUGAUUCAGAUGAAAACGAAGACCCAUUAGUUUUGAGACUACAACAAGGUAUAAAGCUGUUCGAAACUAAUUGUGAAAUGUUCACUAUAGGUCGUGGUUUUUACUAGUUUUCCAUCAUCAUUUCAUUAUCACACCAGCGUGCAAAGAAAGUCAUGUCCGAUAGCCCAGGGCUAGUGGAUUUUGCUAUCGGGCUAGUGUUUUUUGUUCUUAACUUGUCUAGUGGGCAAGUGCUGUUUUUUGGGGAAAUUCAAAUUACAGAAGGAUUAUUAUCAAUCCUGCUAAUCAAAAAGGGUUUUGGGGCUAGUAGAAAUGACUUGUGGGCUAGUAUAUGCUAUCUAAAGCUUGCCUGAAUGGCAGGCUGUAAAACUGAUUUUCUUUGCACCCUGCACACCCACCACCAUUAACAUUUUUAUCAUCAUCAUCAUCAUCAUCAGCAACAGCGUCAUUAUUUUAUGUUAUCAAACACUUGUCUAUUAGCAUAUGUUUCACUCUGUAAUAGUGUUUUGGACGACCAAAUUACUGUAUCCCAUCUUCUAUCAACCAGUUAUUCUUUACCUGAGAAAAGGCAUAAUAAUUUAAUAAUAAUUUAUUGAGGCUGCCUCUGCUAGAAGAGAAUAAUCCAUUAAUUAUUUUUUUAGAUUUAUUUUUACAUGUUUCCUUCCAGAUCCAGCGUCUCCUUACCAAUAUCACUGUUCACACAGAAACGGCAUACACACGGUAUCCCUGCCAUGGGUUAAGAAACUACAAGGUUUCUGUGCACAAGGUAAUAAAUGUAUAAACUUGCUCACAGGUUAAUUUCUUUGAGCUACCAAUUUUGCAUAAACCGGUAAUGAAAUAGUAAGAAGUGACUGAUGACCCUACCCAAAUGGAUCUUUAAAAAGUCUAUGUAAUGUAAUGUAACAGUAGUUUCUUGUUCUCACUACACUACCCUUGCUCCCAGAAGUUUUCUCUUUGGAUAAUUUCAUUAUUUGCUGUUCAUUGCAGUACAGGCUGAUGAAAAAGGCCCUUUAAAACUUUCUUAUACUCUUACUCUCAAAUUAAGCCUUUGUUCUACAAACAAACAAAUGGAAAUUAGAAGACAAUCAGUUACUAAAGUUGAUCAGAAUUCAAUGGUCAACAGCACAAUCUUUCCUGAUGGAUAUCAAAGUAGUAGUUUCAUAUAUUCUCUUUUAUAGAUGGUCAGAGUAAUUUUGAUCCUGAUGAAGCAGCCAUAAUAUAUCACAUGAUCUGUACAUCCCCAGCAGGAUCAAGGUACUUACUUAGACUUUAUUUACUUUUCGUAAUAUCCAUACCUGUCUCCCCUGUUUUUUCCUGUUUGUCCCUUUUAUCUUUGUCAAUUUAACAAAUCAACAACAAUAAUAUGUUUUGAACAUGGUCUAUACUCUAAUUUAGACGUAAAAAUAGUGUCCUCAAUUAGUACUUUUGUGCUCAAUACCUUAACACUCAGUUUAAGUGCUCUUUUUUUCAAGGUGUAUGUGCAUUCAUUUUGGUUAUGCUUGUACUCUUGCAGUUCAUCAUCUCCAGUAUUAGGUGUUUGUGUGGUAAACAGUAGAAUCCUUGGCUCCUCAAUGCUUUGUUUGACUUCAGACAUGGAAUGUAUUGUUAGACCUUUGAGGUAAGCAGGAAAGUGAUCACAAGUAAGUAGAGCACAGAUAAUUUAUAGAUUGGACACGUGAACAAGAGUCAUCUUGUGAAGACCUGUAGAAGGACCAGAAUUCCUCCAGUGAUUAAUUCAGUCAUUAUUUUCACUUUUUUACUUUGCUCUGCUUAAUUACAUAUCGCUGCCGAGUCAAAGUUGGUAUAACAGCUGAUGUUUUCCUAUGUUUGUCUGUAGUCUACUUAGCAGGGUGCCCUCUCCUCCAACAAUAGAAACAGAUCAAGAGAAAAGUUAUGAAAGGUCAGCUUGAUGCAUCUUCCUUGUUUAUUUUGUAUUGUGACUAUAAUAAGGAACUCGAGAGUUUUAAAGAUCCAUAUGUAACUUUCCUUUAGAGUGAAAAGCCCCAGUGGAUUAUCAUUUAGUAAUGAUUGUUCUGUUUCAAUUUUGGUUCAAAUUUAUAUUUUCCUUUGUUUCAAACCUGUCAUUUGGCAGUACCAUGGUAACAGCAGUCACCUCGACAACAGUCAUCAUGACUGCAGUCAACAUGAUUUAAGUUACCAUGCAUGACAGUGGUUACCAUGACAGUAGUCACCUGUUACUAAUAUGACCAAAGUUAAUAAUAAUAAUAAUAAUAACAAUAAUAAUGGCAUUAUUCAAAAGAAUCCACGAGGUGGCUCUUCUUCUUUUGAAUCUAUCUGAACUAGCUAUCUAGCAAAAAAGAAAAUUUACUAAUACAAUGUACAUUAAAAGUAGAUAUAAAGAACUUCAAGGUUCAAGACUUGGAUGUCACGUCAUGGUGGUUUAUCUAGUUUGUUUGAUCUGAUCAUUGCUCUGAUAGAUUUUUGUCCCACUACAUUUCCCCUUUCCUUUAAAGUCUUGAAACACUUCCAAAUUCUUCUUUGAUGAGGAAUGCAGUAUUAAAACCUGAACUAAAAUACAUUACAGAUAAAUUAAACUAUAUUACUUUUAAUGUCAAUCAUAUAUUUUAAUAAUAUUAAUCUACUGGGCAGUUUUCAUGCCAACAAUUUAGAUUUUUGUUUUCUUCUUUUUAACAGUGCUGGCUUUUCACCAAUAAGACAAUUGAAUGUAGGAUUAUUUAAAACCCAGAUUCAACAGAUUUUAACAAGAAACACAUCAACACCCCUGUUAAGGUGGGUUUAUGAUUUGUGAAUAGCAUACAGUGUAACUGUUUGGAAAUAUAAGGGAGGUAAUGGCUAAAAGGAAUUAAUUUGAAUUUCAGAGUGCAUUACAUAAUUAUUAUACAAAGAAAAAUGAGAUUGCAGCAGGUAGCUAUAGCUAGCUGAGGGUAACUGCAGGUUGCACAUAAAAACACAUUUCCAGCAUGACAUAAAGAAUUUUGUAAAAAGAAUGAAUGAAGGUUAACAAUGGAAUAUUACCCACUGCAUCUCUCACAUCAAGUCUAUGCACUUCUUAACUUAGUGUAUAGUAAACACUUUCGUAAUCCUAGAGGUCACUCCAUGGGGAUACUCCAGAAAUAUGUCACAGGGAAAUGCAAAUAAUGGAGUCAUAAAUUGAAACUUAAAAUAGCAGUACUUUCUAGAAUCUCCCAGUCACCAUAAAUGAAAAUCCGGAGGAGCUCCCCUUCCCUUCUCUCCCCAGGGAGGAUUUUACACACAAGUGAUUUCUCAGUAAAGAUCAGUUAUUCCACUAUGGUGUAGCCUACUACAAUUGUAAUAGUGCAGCCAUGCAGUAAGUGAUGCAAAACAUGUGCACACACCUUAACUUACGAAGAACGUGCACACGCGUGGCUUGUUUUAUUUUCACAAUGUCCUGUCUAUCUGAGAGCCAGCUGGCACACGGUGACUAUAGUGUCGUUUUUUCCUAAGUAGACAAGAGCAGGAAUGUUAAAUGUAUGUACCACCGACUCAAUAGUCAGACCUAAAUUGUCCUCACUGUGAAAGCCACGGUUUAUUCAACUUAGAUUUGUUAUUCUCUGUAGAGCUGGUGAGGAGUCAGAAAAGCUUUCACAGGAGGACUGUUUUCAGUUGCUUAUUCAAGCACAAGAAAUUUUAAGGAAAGAGUACAUUCAGAAACAGAACAAAGCCAGGGAAGAAAUAGAAAAAAGGUAAAGGCAUUUUGUUUCUAAACUUUCAAAAUAAUUUAACAACAGAGACUUGACAGGGGUGAGAUGAAAAUCUUAACAAAAAAGGGGUUCCCUUUUACUAGUGACUAGUACCCAGCCCAGAGCAGUUGCACGGUACUACCAUCCUUUUUUCGCAAACAUUACUUCAUAUGGGCAUAUUUUACUUGCCCAUUGGACUGCUUGUGAUUAAAACAUGCUAGCCCAUGCCAAUGGGUUGCUCUAUUAGCCUAGGCUACUAGAUGGUACAACUUUUAAGUUAAAAGUAUUUAGCCAAUAUACACUGCCCUGCUCCUACCAAGGUGACAGCCACAAAACUUAAAAUUGACCAACACAAGCCCUACAUGUAUCAUUGUGGUUUUAUAACAUUUGAAUGUAAGACUUUUUAAACAGUCAUAAUAAAUGUAAAAUGUUUUGAACAGUCGCUUACAUAAGUUAUUGCAGGGACUAUAUGAGACCUUAUUUCCACAGUUUUGAACAUUUUGUAUAUAUUGUAGAUUUCCACUAUAACUAAUAUACUGUAUUUAUUGCGUGGUAGGUUUUCUCUCUUUAUAUUGUUAAUAUUCUUAUCGCAAUAGUUAGUAUUAGCCAGUUAAUUUUAUAAUUUUUUGAAAAGCCGCUUCAGGAAAGAUAAUAAAAUAUGUAUGUUUGUAUAAACGUAUGUAUAUGGGUAUGGUUGAACACAAAAAUGACUUAAAAGAGUUUGUUCAUUUUAGAUUGUAAGAUUAACACAAGAAAUUGUGGGAACAGUGAAAAGAGUCAUACUCUUUAUCAUUUUGAUAAAGCUACGUAAUCAAGUACUUGCAAGGUCUAAUUUUAUUUGAAAUUAGUUCUUGCAAGUAAAUGAUUUAAAUUAUUUAAUUUAAAUCGUCUUUUUCUCAGAAUUUCCAUACUUAAGGAUCAAAAAGAGAAACAGAAGCAACACUUGGAUAAACUGCAGAGCACCAGUAAAGAGCUCAAAGAACAAACAGAAAUGCUUGGAGAGAAACUGGUGGAUGUGUCUGAAACUUAUCAGAACCUUCUGGGCAGGUACCUCUAAUUCACAUAGUCUACAUUUAUUAUUAAAGAAUUUGUUGAGAAAAUUUGAUCAAAGAUGAAGGCAUUUUCCCUGUGGUGAUCAUUUUAUUAAUUCUCAUAAUUUUUUAUGGAUAUUGUCAGAAGAAAAUUGACAUUCCUCACUGUUAAGCCUUAAAUGGUUCAAGUUUGGAAUAGACCUUGUCACGGGUUUCAACGCCAUCUUGAUGAGUAGGCAAACUUGUGAGAAAUUACAGUGUUUGUAUGAGAAUCUCAUGUCGAAUAAUUUCCAUAGUACGGCUGUUCUGAAAGAAAUAUGAAUUGUAAACUAAAGCUUCACUCCUAAGGAUUCUACUGAAAAAAACUAAGGGUGUUAUAUGCGUUAGUUGAAGACCUAGAACCACUUUUUAAAAUUUUCUAUGCAUUUGUCUGUGAGAAAGUCGCACGAAAAAUUACAGACAAAUAAAUGGGAAAUCUAAGGCAAGCCUCUGGAGAAAUUUAAGCAGAGGUAAAGUCCUUUGUUUUGUAGUUUUAGUUUACAAGUUACAUUUUUUCAAGAACAGCUGUUUUACAGAAAUUAUUCGACAUAAGAUUCUCAUUCAAACACUGUAAUUUCUCACACGUUUGCCUACUCGUCAAGAUGGCGUCGAAAACCGUGACAAGGUCUAUUUUUAAAGCAUUUGCUCCCCUCUUCUAAUUUUAGAAUUGUAUAAUAAUAAUCAUUCCUUUCAUCUUCCGAUAAUUAUUAUAGGAAGAUGAAUGGAAAGAUUUGGGCAACCUUGCAGCUCUUGUAAGACCUCACAGGAUUGGUUGGGAAAAGAAUGAACAAACAAAGUUAACAAUAGAGCUUAGCCUAAAAACAAAAGAGCUGUAACCCAUAGAGGUCAACUUAAAUUUGGGGUUCUGAAGAGCUGCAAGUCUACAGAAAGAUUUACAAUGUAUGCUACAUUGAUUGUUAAGGUUAAGGAGUGGAAACAAAUCUUUGCAUUUUAUCUUCACAGACUUGAAGGUCUAUACAAAUACAUACACAAUGGUAUCUCUGUGUUGUCCCUUGCUGAGACUAAGAUGAAAAAAGAGUUAGAAGAGAUUGAAACAUUUUUAAAAUUCCACAAAGAAUCACUGCAACAAGUGAGAAUUUUCAUGAGUGGUCAAGUUGUUGAUUAUUAGAGCGGUUUACACUUGACUGUCGAAAGUAAUUGAGGAAUUGGUUUGGUUUUGGUUUUACUACGCCCUUUGGUUGGCUAGUGUAUUUACUUUGGUUUUGGUUUUACAACAGUCAAGUGAAAACCGCUCUAUAAUCAUAAUAUUUUUAGUAAUGUCAUGAUCAUACUAAUGAUACAGUUAGUAGCAAUAUUAUAAUGUAUAAUCAUGCUCACUUCAAGAUAAACACUCACCAUCUUAACACUCAACCAGGCUUUUCAAGUAAACUCCCACUAGUUUUGAUAACAGUGACUCUUGUUGUUUGAGAGGAGUGUUGUGCAAAACGCCACUUACACGGUGGGGGUGGGGUACUCUGAAUCCUAAGUUAUGGGGAUGACUGCGUAGGGGAAAGGACAAAUCCAAACAAAACCUGCAGGAUUUUCCAAAAAAAUGUUUCAAAAAUCCUGAACCCAAAAGCUCUUAUGACAAAUGUCUGUCCCUCACAAAUUCACUACAGCAAAAUGGGAAUUCCUGUAACAAUAAAGCCAGGCAAUAAACACAAUAAAUAAUAAAUAAUCUACAGUCAACUCUCUUUAAGAUGGACACCUUUGGGACUGUCACUAAUUGUCCAUCUAUGGAGUAAUGUCCAUCUUAUAGACAGUCAGCUAAAGGGAGUAAUGAGCUAAAGGGAGUAAUGAGGCACCAACUCAAGGUGUGUUUUACUGAGGUAUCCUUCUUAUCGAGGUGUCUGCUAAGAAAGAGUCAACUGUAUUAGACUUUAUUGAAACCCUGUUGGAAACAUGUGGGAGCAUAACAAGGAUAGCCUUCCUUAGAUCUUUGUGGUGGAGCUCUGACUAUUGAUUUAUGUUUAUUCUUGCUUGUUACAGAUUAAAGCCAAAAGGUCAUAUUCAUUGAGAAAGAGUCCAAGAAAAUCAAUGUCACCCUCAAAGUUACCAGUAGUCAGUGCUUCGCAGCAAAGGAACAUUAAAAAAAUAAUGACAGAAGAGUAAGUUAAUAUCAACAAUGAUUAUAGACUUCAGCUUAUCUUUGAGUUAGACUUGUCAUCCAUUUAUCAAAUGAGAGGGGCAGUGUUGACAAGUGGUUAAAGCUUCAGAUGUGUGAUCCAAAGGUCUCAUGAUCCAGGCUUUAAUCUUGUCCUUACCUCUUAUAACCUCUAGUUUAAUAUAUUUACAUAACCUUUCUCCUUUGCUACAACUAUAUUUGCAGGCUGUGUAUGUAUUUAUUUUGUAACUAAGAUUUGGAAAAUAAGAAAGUUAUUUUUUGUAUUUUUAUAUCUUUUAGGAGUGAUAUGAUCACAGACCUUGUAAAUCAAGUCAAAGAACUAAAAGUGCAAGUUGGGUUGUAGGUCUAUGUUGUCUGUACAUUAAAAAAAGAGUACUAUUCCUUUUGGAUUACUCAGCGUGGAAAGCGAUUUCAUAAGCUGAUGCAAAUUUUGCAUGUGAAAAUCUAGCCAUGGCAGGUACUUACAGAGGAAGACGAAGAGGAAAAAUUGGGUAUCCCCAAGAAUGUGAAGGGUACUUUUAUAUAUACCCUUCUUUGGCUCUUCCCUUCUAUUUCAACUACUUACCUGGCAGUCUUUUUAUAAUGCUAAACUUGAUUAUGAUUCUCAGCAAACUGUGGUAGUCGAACGAGGCCAUGAGACUAAAAGUGAUUAAUCUGAUGUUCAGAUACUGAGAAGUCUCCCUUGGAGUUGUUUUUGCAAGACAAAAACGGCUGCAUGGGAGACUAGAUACUGAAAACUGAGUUUAAAACAUGAGACACAGCAAAGUUCUAUGAUACCACCUAUUGAGUCUUUGAUUAUUAUAGUUUCUAAACUGAGAAAUAUUUCUUGGAGAUAAUCUAAACCAC